Messenger RNA from Suillus fuscotomentosus, 785 nucleotides. RefSeq lists its product as uncharacterized. Gene Ontology annotation, biological process: positive regulation of ATP-dependent activity. The coding region runs from base 1 to 513 and encodes 170 amino acids. NCBI's taxonomy places the organism in Eukaryota, Fungi, Basidiomycota, Agaricomycetes, Boletales, Suillaceae. The transcript is spliced from 3 exons. Gene Ontology annotation, molecular function: ferrous iron binding; ATPase activator activity. The record is from RefSeq and is a predicted model, not a curated record.
AUGUACACAGACGAUGGACUCGGAAUAAUACUGGACGUGUGCAAGCUGGAUAUCCUUCCCAACAUCGAUUUCUACCAGCUCCUUGGGAUAACAUACGAUGCCCCGCUGAGUACAAUAAAAUCAGCGUACCAUAAGGCUCUUCUUGCUUCCCAUCCAGACAAACGAUCAUUCUCAUCCACUAUACCACCCGUAGAUGUCGACAUCGCACUCCUCAAAGAAGCAUAUACCACCUUGUCGAAUGCGUCCUCCCGCGUAGCCUAUGAUGAUAUUCUUCGAAAUACUCGAGUAAAGACCUCCACUGGCCCGCGUCCUGCACAGGUUAUCUCACUGGAAGAUUUUGAGGAAGCAGAAGAGGGUGUAUGGACACAUUCUUGUAGAUGUGGUGGAACAUACAGGAUCAUUGAAGAGGACAUGGAUGCGGGAAGACACCUCGUCGGUUGUGAGAGUUGUUCCGAGGUUGUGUGGGUAGGAUAUGAACUCGUCAAUGAUGAGCGUCACGCUACCAAUGGUUAAUCAGAUCGCCAACUUAGAUGUUGUGCAGGUUGCGAUUGUGCGGUAUGGAGUCUGGACACCUUACAUUUGCUCGCUAAUAAUACUUAGGUUGUAUUGUCAGCGUUACACAAGCUCAGUCAACCACUAUGGCGUCCUCCCGCUCUUUCCACCAUUUCUUCACCAGCACUUUCCUUAACUCGCGGCCGAUCGCCAUCGCGACUGGCCAUGGCACGGCAUUACCAAUCUGUCUAUGCAUCUAUGUUGUUCGAUCAGUGCGCAAUGGGAGGGGGGUU